AUUAAUACAAAGGCGUAUCCACAUACAAUGUUCAUGAUAAGAUGAACCUUUCUUCACCAAGGAUGCGAAUAGUUGAAUUGUGUUGUAGUGUCAAUGACAUGAACAUGGACAGGUCCUUGUGUCUCAGGAAUGAAGUCCAUACGUGACAUUCUUAAGGAACUGGAUGUGGAUAUAAACAGUAGGUAGAGGUGUUGUGGUCGCAGUUCAAAUUGGCGACGACAGAAGAAAAACCUUGACCGAAAUGGUAAAAGCGAGCCUCUUCAUCGCCGUGGUAACCUCCUCUAUUAUAAUAUCCAUUAUAAUACCAACCUGCCGCGGCCUCGAGGGACAGUUAAAAAAAUACGUAUUUAACAACAAUGGACUUGGAACAUACAGCUUCGAAUAUGAAACUCAAGACGGCACAUACAGAAGAGAAGAUGGCGGCUUGGUGAACGGACCAGACGGAUCUCUUGCGGUCCGAGGUGAAUACGGUUACAUAGACCCGAGUGGCCGUCCCUUCGCCUUGCGGUACAUUGCUGACGCCAACGGUUUCCAACCCCUGUUACAUGACGACACGAGAUUCAACGAUAGAAGGAUCUUUUGA
Messenger RNA from Cydia fagiglandana, 583 nucleotides. RefSeq names its product endocuticle structural glycoprotein ABD-5-like. The coding region runs from base 242 to 583 and encodes 113 amino acids. Gene Ontology annotation, cellular component: chitin-based extracellular matrix. NCBI's taxonomy places the organism in Eukaryota, Metazoa, Arthropoda, Insecta, Lepidoptera, Tortricidae. Gene Ontology annotation, molecular function: structural constituent of chitin-based larval cuticle. The record is from RefSeq and is a predicted model, not a curated record. The transcript has 3 exons.